AGCCAAACACUAUACUCUACCCUACGUAUACUGAGAAAACGUCCUCCGAAAACUACUAAGGAAACGACGGUCCUACGACAACUAUUGAGGAAACAACGAUAUUUAAACGCACAGAGACACGAGGUAAUGAUCACAUUCAGUAAACGGUGGUCACAAGUUACUGGUCUCUGACAGUCAGUUUUUUUGUCAAAAAAACUCCUCGAGUCCUUCUAUCGCGCGACGUUACGAGAUUGGUGCAUGAUGGCUGUUUUGGGGGUUACCGUGAUACUGUUCCUGGUGGCGCUGUGUCAGGGCUCACCAACCGAAGUACGACAAGGCACGGCGUACUACAACUUCUACGACGAGCUGGCGCAGAGCAUUUGUACGGCGGCGGCCGAGGGACCUUCGUUCGUCUUCGCCAUCCGUCGGACCUGCGGAGCCGACGUUCCGACUUGUGACGACAUCUGCACUUCCCAAAGAGACGCCAUGCGAGCAACUGUCCAUAACCAAGGAAGCACUUCAGCUUGUUUCGAUGCCCUCCAUGUGUACCAGAAUCGGCCGGUCCUCCAGCCCAACCCCGGAGUCCAGACGGAUGCUGGCGAAGUCGGCCUCGCCACCUACCGCUACUUCAGCGCCGGCUGUUCAGCUAACUACUGCGGUCCGAACUACUGUUGCUGUCUAGUUCGCUAGGAGACACCGAGUUACCUUACAUACCUGUUUUAGUUGGAGUCAACUCAAACUACUAUACGUUUUCUCUUCAGACUGUAGUGUAUAUUAAUCACAUUAUAUGCACAUUUCAAGCGAGUUUUAGUAUGUUGUAGCUUGUAGGUAAUGUGGUUUGUUAAAUGUUUAUCACAAGCAGUAGUGUUAACGUAAGCUGUUCAUGAAUGUACAAUUGAUGUAUAUUGAAUAAUAUUAUUGAUAUCAUUAAUAUUAUCAUAUUAUUUAUAUCAUUGAAUAAACUAUAUGACGUAUA
Branchiostoma belcheri (Belcher's lancelet) is the source of this 955-nucleotide messenger RNA. RefSeq lists its product as uncharacterized. The transcript has 4 exons. The coding region runs from base 238 to 669 and encodes 143 amino acids. The record is from RefSeq and is a predicted model, not a curated record. Lineage: Eukaryota; Metazoa; Chordata; Leptocardii; Amphioxiformes; Branchiostomatidae.